Molecule: messenger RNA, 552 nt
Organism: Protobothrops mucrosquamatus (brown spotted pit viper)
Lineage: Eukaryota; Metazoa; Chordata; Lepidosauria; Squamata; Viperidae
Gene: TNNT2
Product: troponin T2, cardiac type
Exons: 6
Coding region: 19-552 (177 amino acids)
Biological process (GO): regulation of muscle contraction; cardiac muscle contraction; sarcomere organization
Cellular component (GO): troponin complex
Molecular function (GO): troponin C binding; troponin I binding; tropomyosin binding
Source: RefSeq, a predicted model, not a curated record
GAUAUUCACCGGAAGCGAAUGGAAAAAGAUCUGAAUGAACUACAAACUCUAAUUGAGGCUCAUUUUGAGAACCGAAAGAAGGAAGAAGAAGAGCUGAUAUUCCUCAAGGACAGAAUCGAGCAGCGGCGAGCUGAACGAGCUGAACAACAACGGAUCCGUAGUGAGCGAGAGAAGGAACGCCAGGCCCGUCUGGCUGAAGAAAGAGCUCGAAAAGAGGAAGAGGAAGCUAGAAAGCGGGCUGAAGAGGAUGAGAGGAAGAAAAAAGCUUUCUCCAACAUGCUUCAUUUUGGAGGCUACCUUCAGAAGACCGAGAAGAAAGGUGGGAAAAAACAAACAGAACGGGAAAAGAAGAAAAAGAUCCUUGCUGAACGCCGUAAACCCCUUAAUAUUGAUCAUUUGAAUGAAGACAAAUUGAGGGAAAAGGCGAAGGAACUGUGGCAGAGCAUUCAUGAUCUUGAGGCUGAGAAGUUUGAUUUACAGGAAAAGUUCAAAAGGCAGAAAUACGAGAUUAAUGUUCUACGGAACCGCAUUAGUGAUCAUCAAAAGGUGUAA